UACGAGACAUUAUCAGACGAUAAGAGGAGACGGGAAUAUGACCAGUUUGGACAUGGCCCCUCCCCCGGUGAGCCAGGCACAGGAGGUGGGAGGAGUGGACAGCACUUCCACCAGAACUUUAACUUCAACUUUGAUGACAUGUUCAGAGACUCUGACCUGUUCGGUCAUAACCAGCACUCCCAUCAUGCCCAUCACAAGAGGGCCUUCGACAGCCACUUCCAGGCCCAUCAGGAGGCCCAGAACAGGCACAAGAGACACUUUCAGGGCUCCUUUGGUGGAGAACUCUUUGACGACGUGUUUGAGGACAUGGAGAAGAUGUUCUCGUUUAAUGGACACACAGGCGGGGCAGACAGCCGGUUCCAGGGUAAUAAACACAAAAUAACGUUGUCAGAGCAACUGAAUAAAGGGAUUUAUUUGACCAUUAGUAUUAGCUGUCCUUCAUAUGAUCAUGUGCAGAGCACUUGUCAGUAGCUCCACACGUGAUAACACUUCCUCAUCCACUACACAGUAUAUUUUCAGGUUUGCACGUGAAGAGAUCACUAAACAAAUACAAUAGUGUAAACUCAGGCAAAAUAGCAGACAUCCAGGAAUUUAGUCAUUAUAUCUCUAUAUCAGAGGCCAUAAUUUAGGGGAGGCGAAAAGGGGGGAUAAAUCAAGGAAGUGAAUCCACAUCCUCCUGAGUACGUACCUCCCCGGGUGAGAAGGCAGGAGAGCUGGCAUUCUGCACAGAGGGAGUCCACUGGGCUGAGAUGCUCACUUUCACAUUACUGAAGGUCUUCCUUGAGGCGUGCAGGAGGACAUAGCUGGAGAGAGAGGAAGGGGGGACUUAAUAAAGCCCUGUUAUAUUCCUACCACAACAAGGGACCAGGAACAUCCAGGGCCUUCCAAUGCUGUGUUUAGUUGUUUAAAGCAGCUGGUGUGCAGGUCAGUACUCAACCCGUUUACAACUACUAUAUAUCCUCAAGAUUAUAACCUGUAAUAAGAACUCUAGGCUAUACGUCACUUCCUGAUGACAGAGCCUGGAAAGCACAGCCACAACAUUUUUGGCCACAGCUGAGAGGGGUCAAAGGUCAGGGUUCAGAGUGGGGAGGUCAGGAGAAGGAAUAUGAGAAGCACAGGCACAGAUUCAAUUAAUCUGAUUCUUACUGCUCAACUGUCUAAUAGGUUAACUUUCAUCCUACUCUGAUAACAACCAGUCUGACCAAGAAACAAUGUCACAUGUAUUUUUUAAAAGUUUAAGUACAGUGGAGCGCUGUAUAAGACUGUGAGUACUGUAGCUCCGGUUCAGGCAUUAGCAAUUGUUAGCUUAGUACUGUAUUUACUUAAAGAGGAUGUAGGCCUAUAUGAGCACAAGUGAGCCUGUGUAUCAAAUGCGUAUGUAUGCUCUGGUAUAAGUGCUUGUGUAGAGAGCAUUUAGGGCAAAGAGAACUUGAAUAAGAUCUCUGAACAUUCCGAGCAUCUUAUACCAGAUCCCUACAAGGCUGGUGGGAGUUCAGGAGCUGAGUUUACCUAAAGAAGGUGAGGAGGAAGGCGACCAGGUGAUGGUGGGUGUACUGCGCCAGGAAGCCACAGCACGGGGACGACAUCACUGGGGUCACCAGGAGGGAUAGGAGGGGGUGGAGGUCUUCAAGGGAACAUCAGCAGGAGAGGCAGCAGGAGAGGGAGGGGGUUCAGAGAGGGAACAGCACCACACUACUUUAUCCAGCACUACAGCCUAGGUCACAGGACAGCAGCAAACACAGCUCUAAGUCAGACACACAGCUUUGCCUGAAAAGAGGAACUGGGGUUUAACGUCCUUUGAGACCAAGUGGAUAUUUUUUACCAUAGUAAAUGUAGGUAGAAGGUCAAGGAUAUAAAGCCACAAACAGGUGACCAAAGGUCUUGGUUAGCCUCUUCCAAAGAAGAAAACCAUAAGCUUGUUAGCAUUAAACUACUUCUCAUUUUGGGACCUUACUGCUAGUCCUACAGCCAACAAACCUUGGAACCUGGCCUGAAAUCUUUAUCUGGUGUAAACACUUGACCCUCUGAAUCACAUUCUGCCAAUAAAGGCAAAAAAACCAUUUUCCUUGCAUACUUUUUCCGCAAACGUGUACUCAUUCUAGAUAGGAAGAAUAUAGCUAUUGGUUAGCAAUAAAUAGCCUUGGGAGCUGUCUUCUGUCUGCUUCUGUUGCUGUCUAGCAGUGCAGCACUUAAUUCAAGUGACUCACUCUGGUGAUAGGUAAAGCAUUUGGAAUACACUCGCUCGAUACUUCUCUUUCACUGAAUAUACAUUAGGCAUUGGAUAAAACUAUAUGGAAAUGCAAAUAUGUAAUCAACAUUGAGGUCAAACGGAUAAGGACUUACCUUUUUUAUUCACAUAAACACCGACGCUAGCUUGAGAUCAUCUGUUUCCAGUCCAGUCUGCUACAGUGUAGCAAUCGGUUUUAUUUUUGUUGUCUUCUGCUGUGGGUUUCACAUUUCCUACUGCCACCAACAGGACUGGAGUGUACCGGAAGUGAAAGCAUGCAACACAGAUCCACGUGCCCCUAGUUUCAGCCAAUCGUGGUGUUUCGAGUCAGUAGGUGAAGAAAUUAACCAAUAGGAUUGCGAGUCGUGGUGUUACAGCUCGGGAAUGCAACCCCGCUAUCGUUUCGUCACCUACGGAUCAGCUGUGCCAUUAUCGUCUGAUAGAAGAGACCGGAGGCACGUUUCAAGGUAAAUUCUCUCUUUUAUUGUGAUUUUUUUUUGCUUAGAAUUAGCAUACUGAGCAGAAAUGUGUUUCAAGUAGUUUUCACAGGCUUUAUGUGCUUGUUGUUCUGACACUCUUUUUCUCCCCACCCACUUUCAUUGUAAAGGGUUGGAUAAUUCUGUGGCUGAUUCAACCAUCUUUUCACUAGAAUAAAUGCAUUUGUAGAUCAUGUCCCUAGCUAAAGGGGUUUUUAAUUUCAAAAAUAAAAACCUAUGUCACACAGCAAGCUUUACAGAUUUGUCAUACUUUGCUUCCUUGUUACAGUACAGGUUAAAACAUGCUUACAUGGUUAUACUUUUGUCAACUUUACAUUAUAAUUUGCUUGUGUCAGUCACAAACUGUCAAACCUCUCUCUUUCCUGGGCAGGGAGGAAAGCGCUAACCACCAAUAUGGCAACAGCACAGUCAGUCUUAAUGUUAGCAGUAUGUAUUCUCAUGAUAACUGAGUUCAUACUGGCACAGAGGGACUACUAUGACAUCCUAGGUGUGCCAAAAGAAGCCUCCGAGCGCCAGAUCAAGAAGGCCUUCCAUAAGCUAGCCAUGAAGUACCAUCCUGACCGAAACAAGAGUCCUGACGCAGAGGCAAAGUUCAGGGAAAUAGCUGAGGGUGAGUCCUGUCAACUUCUGUGUUAGGUAGAUGGGCAUUCCAUUGUCUGUUACAUCAAGGCUCGUUACGUCAAGUCCACAUCCAAUGUAUUGGAUGGGGUGUUAAUCAUUCAUCCUUUAAUUGUAUUAAUACUAUCGUAAACUUUCCAACAAGUAGUGGAUGUUUUUCCAAUCUUUUAAUAUUGUCAGUGUAAUAGCCAUUUUCAGGUGAACAAGUAGAGCAGUCGUUGAUAGUAUCAAUAAAAAAUCUAUCUGGUUUAAUUACAAGUUUGCAAACAGGGAGAACAAUAUCCUGCACAGGAGCAGAGAAUAAUGUCUAACUGGCCUUCACUGAGAAGGCCUAAUCAGCAACACUAAAUGUACUGGUGACACCAGCCAAGAGGCUUGUAUGAAGUCAAAACAAAAGGCCAGUGACUUUGUCAGCUGCUACAGAAUCACAGUGUUCACAGACAAUACAAUAAUAAUCAGUGUGUCCUCAGUUCUUGUACCUCCAGUCUAUCAACAGAUAUGAGUUUAAUCCAUAACAUUCAGCAUCGACUCUAGUGACCAUCAACCCGAGUGUCACAAACAGAACACUGGAAAUCAUGUGUAAUACAGAAAGGGAAAAAUGCAUAAAUAUGCUUAACAUUGCGUUAAUCACUCUAAACUGAAUAUGAACUUUAUUGAUCUUAAUAUUCCCAUUACAGUCAGUUAUGAUGAUUUUUAAAUGUUAAAGCAUUUGUUGUUUUUCUGAUGUCUGUGGACACCAAGAGACUUAUGUUUCCUUUCCUUUGCCAGCGUACGAGACAUUAUCAGACGAUAAGAGGAGACGGGAAUAUGACCAGUUUGGACAUGGCCCCUCCCCCGGUGAGCCAGGCACAGGAGGUGGGAGGAGUGGACAGCACUUCCACCAGAACUUUAACUUCAACUUUGAUGACAUGUUCAGAGACUCUGACCUGUUCGGUCAUAACCAGCACUCCCAUCAUGCCCAUCACAAGAGGGCCUUUGACAGCCACUUCCAGGACCCCAUCAGGAGGCCCAGAACAGGCACAAGAGACACUUUCAGGGCUCCUUUGGUGGAGAACUCUUUGACGACGUGUUUGAGGACAUGGAGAAGAUGUUCUCGUUUAAUGGACACACAGGCAGGGCAGACAACCGGUUCCAGGGCUCAGCAAAACAACACUGCAGGACAGUGACACAGCGCAGAGGGAACAUGGUCACCACAUACACAGACUGUUCU
Molecule: messenger RNA, 4552 nt
Organism: Coregonus sp. 'balchen'
Lineage: Eukaryota; Metazoa; Chordata; Actinopteri; Salmoniformes; Salmonidae
Source: the annotation of a GenBank genome assembly